Messenger RNA from Rhodotorula toruloides NP11, 2847 nucleotides. Its product is annotated as enhancer of polycomb-like protein. Gene Ontology annotation, biological process: regulation of transcription by RNA polymerase II. The record is from RefSeq and is a predicted model, not a curated record. NCBI's taxonomy places the organism in Eukaryota, Fungi, Basidiomycota, Microbotryomycetes, Sporidiobolales, Sporidiobolaceae. Gene Ontology annotation, cellular component: piccolo histone acetyltransferase complex. Bases 1 to 2847 code for a protein of 948 amino acids. The transcript has 3 exons.
AUGGCCAAGGGUUCGGGGCGGUUCCGCAACCGCAAACUCGGCUUCAAGACUCGAAUCAACGUUGCCGUCGGCGUCGUCAUCGAGGAUGACCCCAUCGACGCCGACUUGGACAUCGAGGACGACAAGGGCCACAAGGGCGUCGAGACGGGCGUCGACAAGGACGAGGAGGGCGAGUUUCACCUCCAAGCCGUCAUCGCUUCGUCCGCCGCUGCAGUUGCCCAGUCGUCCGCGUCUGGCUCGCGCGCCGACAAGGGCAAGAAGUCUGAAGCCUACAUUCCGACGCGAGCGAGCGAGACGAUUCCCGAAGACGAGUACCGCGCGCUGUACAAGCCUGGAUGGGUCGACCCGUUCUCGUACAUUCGCUUCUCCGACACGGUCGAGGACGCCAUCAAGGGCGCUGUCAACUACACGAUGGACGAGGACGACGAGGACUGGCUCGAGGACUACAACGCGCAAGUCCAGGCCGGCUCGAAACCCAAGGCUUCGUCGUCCGAAGCCGACCCGAGUGCAAGUCCGUCCGGCCGCGGCGCUCGCCACAAGGGCAAAGGAGUCGACAAGUCUCCUUCCGCGCCCGCUGCGUCGACCUCUGCCGGCGGCGAUUCCUCCUCCAGCCCGACCGCGCCUCUGAGCGAAGACGACUUUGAGCUCAUCAUGGAAGUCUUCGAGACGGUGACGGACCAGAAGGCGCCCAUGGCGCACGUCAACAUCAACCUUCUCCCCUCGCUUGACGACUUUGACGCCGCUUUCGACGACCCGCUACGACCUAGUCUCGCGAAACUCAAGUCUCAUGCGAAGGACGUCUACUCGCAUUGGAAGCAGCGACGAGUGGAGCGAGGUGGCAAGGCUGUCUUCCCGCAACUUGACUACGACGAGUCGAACGAGGCCAAUCCCUACGUUUGCUUCCGUCGCCGCGACGUCAAGACCGCCCGCAAAACUCGCCGCUCAGACCAACAAAACCUCGAGCGCCUCGUCCGGCUACGGAACGAUCUGUACGCCGCGCACGCGCUGAUGGUCAAGGUCCAGGAGCGGGAGCGACUCAAGCUGGAUGCGAUCGAGCUUGAAAGGAAGAUCUUUGAUGGACGGUGCGAGAUGAGGGAUUUGAAGAGGAGGUUGAACGAGCCGGAUGGAGACGAGGAUCUGCUCAUCAGUCGGAAGGAGCGCAAGCGGAAGAGGGACGACCAGAUGGCUGGUUCGCUACGGAUUCCGCUCGGCCGCAAGGCGGAGAACGCCCUCUCGCCCAGCAACCUCGUCCCGUCGCUCGAGGAGCUCCAAGCGCGCAAGCAGCGCAACGAGGCGAUCCUCAAGCAGAUCGAGCGCGACCUCGCUCGCAAGCGCCAGGGCGACCAGUUCUGGGACGACUGGACCGACAGCGCCUACGUCGCACGACCGCCUCCUACGCCCGCGCGGUUCUGGCGGACGGUCGAGCCCGUGCCGAAUUCGGUGCCUUUCAGCGGAUCGGCGGGGCGGAGAGAGGCGCUUGGGUUCGCGACGCAGUAUCAGCCGCCGCUGGGACGGGUGCGGACGAGCUUCCGCAAACGGGUUGGACGUGGAGGGCGGAUCCUGCUUGACCGGAUUGGGCCUGCACGGCGGGACGGCGAGCCUCCGUCGGCGAAGCGGCGACUACCACCGGCGAGCGACGGCGAGGAGGGCAGCGACGGCGCGGAGGAGGACGAGUGGCUCGAGCGGCGGCGGCGGGAACGCCUCAAGUACGACACGGACGUCGGCCUCGACUUUCCGACAGCCGACGAGCCGACCCUGCUCGACGACUUCGAGGUGCAGUACCUGAUGCGGCGCGUCGCGCUCAUCAAGCCGCAAGACCUCGAGCAGCUCUCGGUCGACUCGGCGUACCUCGAGGAGGCGUUCAAGUUUGUCGCGCAGGAUCCCGACAAGCAUGCGCCCCCGCCUGUCACCUACGGUCGACCACCGCCACGCCCGCCUCUGCAGAUGGCGCCGGCGCAAGCGGCUGGUGCGGCGCUCGGUCAGGCUGCUGGAGCUGUCGGCGCCCAGCUCGGCAAACCCAACAACGCCGCCGCAUACGCUCAAGCUCAGCAGCAGCUCGCAGCGCAGCAGGCCUUCCGUCUCGCUCAGCAGCAAGCGGCGCUCCGCAAGUCGCAGCAGAUGGCGGCAGCAGCGGCAGCGGCAGGUGGAGGAGGCGGCACGCCCGACCAGAUGCGGCGGACGCCUUCGCAGGCUGGCUCGCCUCACAACUCGCACUCGCCGCUCGCGAACGGGAUGGCGCUUCCAGGCGGACCGGGCCAGCUCACCAUGAACGGCGUCCCGGCCGGCUUCCAGAACCACCAGCUCGCCUCCCCCAUCGGUGCCAACGGCCUGCCUCUCCCUCGCGUUGGCCCGAACGGUCUCGCGAUGAACGGCGCCAACGGCUUGCCCGCCACGUCUCGACUUUCCGCCCCGCCCUACUCGAACCCGCAGGCGCUCCAGCUCGCGAUCCAAGCCCAGCAACAGCAAGCUGCGGCUGCCGCAGCCGCUGCUGCCGCCGGAGGGUCCCCGUUGGCGCUCCAGCAACUCCAGCAAGGUCGGCCGAUGUCGGCGAACGGUCUCGCGCAGGGUAACCCGUCUCGCCCAACCUCUGCCGCCUCGUCUCACGCCGCCAUCUCGCCCCACAUGGGCGGGGCGACAUCGCUCCCGCCCGUCGGACCCGGCGGCGCGCUCUCGCCGUCUGGCUUGCGCGCAAACGGCGGUCUCGCGACGCCCCCGCCUGGUAUGGCCGCGAAGCGGUCGAGCCCGAUGGGUCCUGGCGCGGUCAAUGGGCAGUACGGCAUGCACGUUGGCGCUCAGGGGAUGAAGCCUGGUGCGCAGGCGCAGUACGGCGGCUUCGUCCAGGGCUGA